CAAGGCAGCGUCUGCACGACUCCUGCACGUCCAUAGCAGAAGAGGUCGAUAGUAGAAUAUUUUUUUAUGGAAAUUGAGCCACAUUGCUAAUCUGAAAUAAUCUGAAUUGUCCGAAAGGAUACAUGUCCCUCUUCGUUUGCGUCUCCUGCUGGCGUGCAAACAUCAUUCGCGCUCCACUGGAUUUCUAAUCGAGCAGCAAAUUUCCAGGCUGAUGGAACACAAAAGUCAAGCUUUGUUUAUUUUUUUUUUAAUUCCUUUAACCACAAUGUCGAGCUGCGUUAACGGACCAUCUUGUGCAGUUCAAUGCAAAACUCGGUGGACUGCUGGCGCCACAGGUGGAUAUUGAACGACCGAGUCUGCCAGCCAACAUCCGCACCGUGACGAUGGACCUGCAGGUGGACAGAGAAGACGUGGACGCAGACCAGCCGGUGCCCAUUGAAGUUUUCGCGCACAGGUCCACCUUGCACGGAAUCUCGCACAUUUUCACCUACGAGCGCUUCUGCUUCCGACGCUUCCUGUGGCUCGUCUUCUUCUUCGCUUCCAUGGCCGUGCUGGUGUUCAUGUGCGUGGACAGGAUCCAUUUCUACCUGGAGUACCCGCACGUCACCAAACUGGAUGAGGUCACGACCCCGAUCAUGACGUUUCCCGCGGUCACUUUCUGCAACCUGAACGCUUUCCGCUUCAGUCGAGUGACACGCAAUGACUUGUAUCACGCAGGGGAGCUGCUGGCGCUGCUCAACCACAGGUAUGAGAUCCGAGACUUGCAUCUUGUGGAAGAAAGUGUUCUGGAGAGUUUGAAGGUCAAAGCUGACUUCCACAACUUCAAGCCGCGGCCUUUCAACAUGAUGGAAUUCUACGACCGCACUGGCCAUGACAUCAACGACAUGCUGCUCUCUUGUCACUUCCAUGGCACUGAGUGCAGAGCUGAGGAUUUCAAAGUGGUUUUCACUCGUUAUGGGAAGUGUUACACCUUUAACGCGGGUGGUAAUGAUCGCCCUCCCCUCAUAACCACCAAAGGAGGAAUGGGAAACGGAUUGGAGCUCAUGCUGGACAUUCAGCAAGAUGAGUACCUGCCUGUGUGGGGAGAAACAGAUGAGACAUCUUUUGAAGCUGGGAUCAAAGUGCAGAUUCACAGCCAAGAUGAACCUUCUUUUAUCGAUCAGCUUGGGUUCGGAGUGGCCCCUGGGUUUCAGACCUUUGUCUCUUGCCAGGAACAAAGGCUGAUAUAUCUUCCCCCACCCUGGGGAGACUGCAAGGUGACCCCCAUGGACUCUGACUUCUUCGAUACUUACAGCAUUACAGCUUGUCGCAUUGACUGUGAAACACGCUACCUGGUGGACAACUGUAACUGCCGCAUGGUUCACAUGCCUGGCGACGCACCCUACUGCACCCCUGAGCUGUACAAAGAAUGUGCUGACCCUGCUCUUGACUUCCUGGUGCAGAAAGACAAUGAUUUCUGCGUGUGCGAGACACCAUGCAACAUGACCAGAUACAGCAAAGAACUGUCCUUUGUAAAAAUCCCCAGCAAGGCAUCUGCUAAAUAUCUUGCAAAGAAAUAUAAUAAAUCUGAGCAGUACAUUAAGGAAAACAUUUUAGUGUUGGACAUCUUUUUUGAGGCUCUCAACUAUGAAACUAUUGAACAAAAGAAGGCUUAUGAAGUGGCUGGACUUUUAGGUAUGACAUCACAUGUUUGCAAUAUGACAACAACUUUUUUAAACCUUGGUUCAAUUAACCUUUGCGCUUUGAUUCCAGGUGAUAUUGGUGGACAAAUGGGGCUUUUUAUUGGUGCCAGCAUACUCACCAUUCUGGAGAUAUUUGAUUAUCUUUAUGAGGUGAUAAAGUACAAGCUGUGUCGCUGCUCUGAUAAGAAGCAUAAACAUAACAACAACGAUCAGGGUACUGUGCUGAGCCUUGAUGAUGUCAAGUGUCACGUCAGUAACUUUCAUUAGGAGAGUUUCAGAGAGGGUCCUUGGACUUUGUUUCGUGCUGAAUGCCAACAGACAAAGUGUCUCAACUGUGCCUGACCUUGUGGCUGAAGCCAAGAAAAAGCCACUUGGAUGAAUAGUAAAUGGGCUGUAUUUAUAAAGCGCUUUACUAUAUCUGGAAUGAUACCCAAAGCGCUGUACAUUAUACAUCACAUUCACCCAUUCGUUCACACACUGAUGACGGACGCUGCCAUGCAAGGCACUUACCACCACCCAUCAGGAGCAAGGGUGAAGUUUCUUGUCCAAGGACACAAUGGCCUUGAAUAAGAUGGUGAUAAUUUUCCAGUCUGUACACAGCUCUUUGAUACAUACAGUAGCAACAGGGAUGAUAACAUAUGGGCAUGAAGUCAAAUGAAGUUCUGAUGUGUUGGCUAAAUCAGCAUCCAAUGAUUUUGAUGGUUCGAUUUUGUGGUCCGUGUAAAAAUGGUGAUUUGCGUGUCAGUUUUAUCAACUUUUCAACUCAUUCUUAUUUUUAUUUUUAAUGCCAUCCAGGACUAAAAUGGGGGUAUUUCCUUGUUAAACCCCUGACAAAAGCAUGACAGUAUAUUGUUCUACCUCAUCAUGCAGGUUGGCUAAGAGCGAAAGUGACUGUAUGAACAAAGCAAAACUGAGCAAAACAGGCAAAUGUCAUCUAUUGAAAAGAAAAUGCGACUUUGUGGCUUACUUUUCAAAUGCAGAGCAGCAGUUGUAGACGUUUACAGGGAGAACCUUUGAUAACUAAGAAGUAGAAAAAGCUUUUGUGUUAUCGCAAAGACUGAUUUUCAUCCAAUGGCAAUUCAAAAUGUCUACGGAAAAUGCCAUGACAUGCUAAUGCAUAGAACAAUGUAUAAUAGCCUUCAAUUUUCCUUCAGUGUUUACAAUUGUUUUAAUGAAAAACUAAGGAUUGCCUGGCAAGACAACCUGUGAACAUUUUCUUUUGUCAAGGGCAUCGUAUAUCUAAUCUGAGAGGAUGGUGCAGGAUCCAAAGUAUGUAUUGCAUCCUCUAAAACUGGGUCAGGCCCAGACAAUGAUUGAUUUUGGACCCAUCCUGCACCAUCCUCUCAGACUACAGCUGUCCUACUUAAGUCUGUGAGCAUGAAUGAACUGAUGUGCUUGAAUGACAAGCGAAAAUGUAUUAUUAGACAAUCUAAACAGUCCGGUUGUGAUUGAUUCAAUGCCCUAAAAACAAUUUUAAGAAAUUGUUUUCAGCCUGAAUCAAUUAAAAUUUUGAUUUAAAUUUUUGAUUGUCUCUUUUUCUAGGGCUCAAGUUGCAUGUAGCACUGUGCCGCAGCCUAAAAUGUGAUUCAUAGAUGAAUACUUAACCUGCAUAUAUUGUACAUAGAGUUUGUAUGCUGGUAGCAUCUGUUUAUUUUUAUGUGUGCAACAACAAAAAGGUUUUACAAUGUUAGUGCCAACGGGAGACCCACUAGUUGUUUUCAGCAGUGCCUGUCUGAUAGUGUCUCAGUGGUUUGUGUUAACAAAUGUAUAACCCACUUGUAUAAUUCUGUUAUGUAUAAUGUCUGUGUAUGUAUUUUCAUUCAUGCUCAUUGAGCUCAGUUCUAAGCUCCAAUAAAAAACAGAACCAACUACAUUAGCUGACAUUAAAAUAUAAACACUGCAGUUGCUA
Messenger RNA from Nerophis lumbriciformis (worm pipefish), 3591 nucleotides. Its product is annotated as acid-sensing ion channel 1-like. Gene Ontology annotation, biological process: sodium ion transmembrane transport. Gene Ontology annotation, cellular component: plasma membrane. NCBI's taxonomy places the organism in Eukaryota, Metazoa, Chordata, Actinopteri, Syngnathiformes, Syngnathidae. The record is from RefSeq and is a predicted model, not a curated record. Gene Ontology annotation, molecular function: ligand-gated sodium channel activity.